Tachysurus vachellii is the source of this 2539-nucleotide messenger RNA. RefSeq names its product solute carrier family 1 member 3a (gene slc1a3a). Gene Ontology annotation, molecular function: L-glutamate transmembrane transporter activity; neutral L-amino acid transmembrane transporter activity; glutamate:sodium symporter activity. The transcript is spliced from 10 exons. Gene Ontology annotation, cellular component: plasma membrane. NCBI's taxonomy places the organism in Eukaryota, Metazoa, Chordata, Actinopteri, Siluriformes, Bagridae. Gene Ontology annotation, biological process: D-aspartate import across plasma membrane; L-glutamate import across plasma membrane; L-aspartate import across plasma membrane. The record is from RefSeq and is a predicted model, not a curated record. The coding region runs from base 150 to 1760 and encodes 536 amino acids.
AAGACCCUCCCAUUCUAUGACUCUUUUUUUGAUCUCUUACACUUUUUCUCUCGAACUAAAAUUCACAAAUUCUCUCUCAGUGUAUCACUGCUCCACGUUUCAGCCUACAGCACCUCACUUCUUGUUUGAGAGGGAUCGGAGAAGCCACUAUGACUCACAGUAAUGGGGAGACGCAGCGUCCUGGAGGCCGCAUUCAGCAGAUCAGAGAGAGAAUGAGGCAGAGAUCGACCAGAGCCCGAGAUGCUGUGCAGAACCUCAAAGCUAAAGAUGUCCAAUCCUGCUGCAGGAGAAACGCAUUUGUCAUCCUCACCAUUGCUGCGGUCAUUGUGGGUAUUGUUCUGGGGUUUGCAUUACGUCCAUAUAAGAUGUCGUAUCGACAGGUGAAAUACUUCUCGUUUCCUGGGGAGCUGCUAAUGCGCAUGCUGCAGAUGUUAGUGCUCCCACUGCUGGUGUCUAGUCUAAUUACAGGCAUGGCUGCACUGGACAGACGAGCGUCAGGUAGGAUGGGUAUACGAGCCGUGAUCUACUACACCACCACCACUGUCAUUGCUGUCUUCAUCGGAAUCGUCAUGGUGAUCAUUAUCCAGCCAGGAAAGGGCGGAGCCAAACCACAAACACUCUCACAGCAGAAUCUAGAGCAGGUGAAUGCUGCUGAUGCCUUCCUGGACUUAAUCAGAAACAUGUUUCCUCCAAAUAUAGUUCAGGCCUGUACACAACAGUUUAAGACUCACACUGGGAAGCGGGUGGUGACGGUGAGGGUGUUAGUGAACAGCACGGUGAACGGUUCCAGUGUGGGUGAGGAUCAGAGUUAUGAGGAGGACAUCCCGAUUCUGGGCACAGUGAACAGCAUCAAUGCUCUCGGCCUCGUCGUCUUCUCCAUGAGCUUCGGCCUCAUCAUCGGCAGCAUGAAGGAACAGGGCCAGCCGCUCAGGGACUUCUUCGACUGUCUCAAUGAUGCCAUCAUGAGGCUCGUGGCCAUUAUCAUGUGGUAUGCUCCUGUGGGCAUCCUCUUCCUGAUUGCAGGAAAAAUUCUGGAGAUGGAGGACAUGUCAGCGAUGGGAGGAGCUCUGGGCCUUUACACCAUCACAGUCAUUGUGGGUCUGCUCAUCCAUGCUGUCCUCGUUUUGCCCACUAUCUACUUUCUGGUCACACGCAAAAACCCCUUUGUGUUUAUCGGAGGUCUCCUACAGGCCCUCAUCACUGCACUGGGCACCUCCUCCAGCUCUGCUACUCUGCCCAUCACGUUUAAGUGUCUGGAGGAGAAUAAUGGUGUGGAUAAGCGAGUCACACGGUUUGUGUUGCCAGUCGGAGCCACAAUCAACAUGGAUGGCACGGCGCUGUACGAGGCUCUUGCUGCCAUCUUCAUUGCUCAGGUCAACAACAUGGACCUUAACUUUGGCCAGAUCCUCACAAUCAGUAUCACAGCCACAGCAGCGAGCAUCGGAGCAGCAGGGAUCCCCCAGGCUGGUCUGGUUACCAUGGUGAUAGUGCUUACCUCUGUAGGACUUCCCACUGAUGACAUCACUCUUAUCAUCGCAGUCGAUUGGUUUCUAGAUCGUUUACGGACCACCACUAAUGUUCUGGGUGACUCGAUAGGUGCUGGUGUGGUGGAGUUUUUGUCUCGUCAUGAACUUCAGGCAGCUGAUGCUGAACUGGGGAACUCAGUUCUGGAGGAGAGCGAAAGAAAGAAACUGCCCUAUCAUCCCGUCUCUCAAGAAAACGAGAACGACAAGAUCCCCAACAAUGAGACCAAGAUGUAGCUAAACAUGCGAAAGACUCUGAAACAAACACAAGUCCUUACAGAGAAAACAACACUUUCCCUUGGACACUGAUGCAUUAUGGUUAACGUGGACUUGCCAUUCAGUCAGGAAUUUAGAAUUGUUUUGUUUUUGUUGUUUCUUUUAGAAUCACUGAAUACUUAUAAAAUCAUGAAUAAACAUAGAAAGUUACAUUUAAACUGAGCCAGCAUGCUAAUAUAAAGCAUCAGCAAAAUACAUAACAACAACGCUAACAGAAGAGUCAUAACCAUGCUCCUGUUAGCUGACUUGCUAAUUAUUUAACUGCCCAUACACACAGGUGUCAACCUUUUAGCAAGAUGUAGCAUGUCAGAAUACUGCUUAAAAUGUUAACUAGCAGACCACAAGCUAGAAUGUAAAGCUAAUUUCUUUUAAGUAGUUACUGAUGCUAACUAGCAUUUCUCAGUUUUAUACACGUUCACUAUGUGUGUAAUACUACUUAGAUACCGCCAUCUUUGAUAGGUCACUAGCGACUUUAGCCUUUAGGAGUGUAGCUACACUAAACAAUUAUGUAAUGUAAGUAAGUAAGUAAGUAAUGUAGCAGUAAUGUAAUGUACGUAAAUUAGUUUAAUGCUAAGUAUAUAAAUGUGUUAUACAUUGCUAAUUAAAGCUAACUGAAUUUAGGUGAUGCAUUAUAGCAUGCUAGCUGAGUUUAACCAAGCCCUUUUCUACUGUGUAUUUCAAGAUGUGAUUGUAUAUGUUCACAAAUCUUUUUUAAAAUAAAACAAAUCCUCACAAAAUGA